Adineta steineri is the source of this 1082-nucleotide messenger RNA. NCBI's taxonomy places the organism in Eukaryota, Metazoa, Rotifera, Eurotatoria, Adinetida, Adinetidae. The record is from the annotation of a GenBank genome assembly.
UCACUUCUUCAUCGUAUGCCAUUUUUGGAAAAAUUAUCUUUAUAUCUUCGUGUAAAAGGUCGAAAUAGAGUCAUCGAUGGUACUUAUAUUCAACAUGAUAUUCUUGAUUAUAUGCCACAACUUCAUUCAUUCACUUUCUAUAUUAGUACUUUUAUCAAUACAAUCGAUUUAUUUUAUAAAUUAUCAAAUGAAGAUAUUCAACAAACAAUCACAAAUAUUGGACAACAUGAUGUGGCUAGUAUGGUUAAUUAUAUUACUAAUAAUAAACCCGAAGGUUCGAUUUUCUCACUUCCUUUUACAUUUGAUUAUCUUGAAGGACUCGGCAAUGCAUUUCCAAAUAUUAUAUUCAGUUAUGUCACAUUUUUACUUGUUCAAGAUAUUGGUGGUUUCAAACAUGAGUUCUUCAUUCGACUUGCGCGAUCAUUUCCAUUACUGAAAUGUCUACAUAUUAUGAAUGUCCAAUCACAGUUGUCGUAUGAUCUCAAUGAUCUCAAUACAUUUCUAACUGAUAAUACUCAAUCAUAUUCGCUUAUCGAAUAUCCUCAUCUUACUUCACUUGAUUUGAGAUAUGCAAAUGAAUGUUAUCUCGAACAAUUCCUCAAUGAAACAAAAGCAUAUGUACCUUGUCUAAUGGAAUUAGGUGCCGUCGCUUUUCUCUUGGAAAAGGUAACAAAUAACUUCACAAGAGAAGAUACAAGACGCAAUUGUACAAAAGUGGAAAAAUUAUAUUUAUUGGGAUCAUUGAAACACUCAAAAGAUGUCUGUCAUUAUUUACCUUCAUUAAAAUUCUUUUUGUAAUUCUUCUUGUUUAUUUAAUAAACUCAAAAAAGAUCUUAUAAAUUAAGUUUAUUGAACGCUGGCAUGUAAACGUCGAUCUUAAAAAAAAGAAGGAAGAGAGAGGAUUCAACUAGUCUUUUUGGAAAAUGUGCUAUUUCAGUAACUAUUCUACCCAAACUAAAUAGAAUAAAAUAUUGUACUGAAUCAACAAAAAUUUUUCUAAUAAUGUCAUCUUACAAAUCUCAUCGAAUUUUUCUUUUUGGUUUUGAUAAUAGGAUUUUAUCAAGCCAAGAACGUGAUUCUUU